Messenger RNA from Fusarium venenatum, 267 nucleotides. The record is from RefSeq and is a predicted model, not a curated record. Lineage: Eukaryota; Fungi; Ascomycota; Sordariomycetes; Hypocreales; Nectriaceae.
AUGGAUUCCCACGUCUCUGGUCUCUUGGCCAUUCUUUUGGGUCUCGUCUCCAUCGUUGCUAUCCUGGCUGUCGUCACCGUCGCCGCAUCCGCCCAAAAGCGUAUCGAGAAGAGCACCUACCACGACAUCUACGCCGCCAUCCAAGAUGCAGCUACAGCGAGAAAGGGGGGCGAGACCUCCUCCAACCAGCAUUCCGAUGGCGAAGCAGAGAAACAGAACGAGCCUAAAUCUAGCUUCGAUGAGACUUCCAAGAAUACCGCGGUUUAG